Caenorhabditis angaria is the source of this 4072-nucleotide messenger RNA. The record is from the annotation of a GenBank genome assembly. Lineage: Eukaryota; Metazoa; Nematoda; Chromadorea; Rhabditida; Rhabditidae.
AUGGGGUUGUUUAAGAAGAAAGAAGAGAAAAACACGGAUGAAUCUGAAGAAAAAGAACCCGAAGAUCCACCACCGCCAUCAAUAUCGAUAUUCCAACUUUUUCGAUACACAGAUCUUAAAGAUCGAAUUAUGCUAUUAAUUGGAUUGUGUGUUUCAUGUGCAACUGGUCUUGGAUUUCCAUUGAUGUCUGUUGUAAUGGGAAAUGUCUCUCAAAACUUUAUCACAAUUGGUCUAGUUCUUACUAAUCCAAAUUCUACAGGUUAGUUAUUAUUUUCAUUUUUUUUUAAUUUUUAAAAAACUUGAACCCUAAUUACCAAAAAUAUUGUAGCCGCUGAAAUCGAAGCUGCAAAACAACAAUUCUCUCAUGAUGUAAUUCAAAAUUGUCUGAAUUACGUGUACAUCGGGAUUGGAAUAUUUUUCUCUGGCCUCAUUCAAUGCACAUUUUUCCUAAUUAUUUGUGAAAAUCUUGUGCAUCGACUUCGAAAACAAUUUUUCCGUUCUGUUAUGCGACAUGAAAUUGGAUGGUAUGAUAAAAACACGUCAGGAACUUUGGCCACCAAACUUUUCGAGUGAGUAAAUAAAAAAUCUUUGUGUUUUGAUUUUCUUUUCAUAUUGAAUUUAUAGUAACUUGGAGAGAGUAAAAGAAGGAACUGGUGAUAAAGUUGGUUUGGGUUUCCAAUUGUUGGCACAAUUUAUUGGUGGAUUUGUGAUUGCUUUUACAUAUGAUUGGCUUCUAACUCUUAUUAUGAUGUCGCUUUCUCCAUUUAUGAUGAUUUGUGGUGGAUUUAUUGCAAAACUUCUGGCAACUUCUGCAACUCGUGAAGCUAAACUUUAUUCGAUUGCUGGUGGAAUUGCUGAAGAAGUUUUGACUUCAAUUCGAACUGUGAUAGCUUUUAAUGGACAAGAAUAUGAAUGUAAAAGAUAUGAAGACGCUUUAGAAAAAGGAAAACAAACUGGUGUCAAAAAAUCAUUUUUCAUUGGCGCUGGACUUGCAAUGUUUUUCGUCAUUAUUUAUUCUUCAUAUUGCCUCGCUUUCUGGGUUGGAACUGAAUUUGUUUAUAAUGGAAGACUUCAAGGUGGAACUGUUUUCACUGUAUUUUUCUCUGUUAUGAUGGGUUCGAUGGCACUCGGACAAGCUGGACAACAAUUUGCAACAAUUGGAACUGCAAUGGGUGCAGCUGCUGCACUUUAUGAAGUUAUUGAUAGAACUCCAGAAAUCGAUGCGUAUUCUGGAGGAGGGUCAAAGACCAUCGAAAGUUCAAGGAAAAAUUAGUGUGAAAAAUGUGAAGUUCACUUAUCCAACUAGACCAGAUAUUCAAAUUCUCAAAGGUGUUUCAAUCGAUGCAGAUCCAGGAAAAACUGUAGCAUUAGUUGGAUCAAGUGGGUGUGGUAAAAGUACAAUUAUCCAACUUCUCCAAAGAUUCUAUAAUCCGGAAAGUGGAAGUAUUUCUAUUGACGGAAUUCCGAUUGAUGAAUUGAAUAUUACUUAUUUAAGACAACUUGUUGGAGUAGUUUCGCAAGAGCCAAAUCUAUUCAAUACUACAAUUGAACAAAAUAUCAGAUAUGGUAGAGAAGAUGUGACUGAUGAUCAAAUCGAUGAUGCGUUAAGAAAGGCUAAUGCUUAUGAAUUCGUAAAAAGUUUCCCAGAUGGAUUAAAUACUUUGGUAGGAGAUCGAGGUGUCCAAAUGUCUGGAGGACAAAAACAACGUAUCGCAAUCGCUCGUGCUUUGGUUAGAAAUCCUAAAAUUCUUCUUCUUGAUGAAGCAACAAGUGCUCUCGAUGCUGAAUCUGAACAUGUUGUUCAAACUGCACUUGAAAAUGUGAGUAUUUAAUUAGAUUAUCAAAAUAAUUUAGUUAUUUUUUUAGGCAUCAAAGGGUCGUACCACAAUUGUUAUUGCUCACCGUCUUUCAACUAUUCGAAAUGCUGAUAAAAUUAUUGUUAUGAAACUUGGAGAAGUUAAAGAAGUUGGAACUCAUGACGAACUUCUUGCUGCUAAAGGAUUAUACCAUGAACUUGUUAAUGCACAAGUUUUCGCCGAUGUCGAAUCGAAUCAAGAAACUGAUGAAUUUGUUGAGAAAAAGCGAAGAAUGUCGAAACAAAUUUCAGUUGUCAAAAAAGAGAAAGAAUCUACUGAAGUCAAACAAACUGGUCAACCAGAUCCAAAACAAACUGAAAAUGAUAUUAAGAGAUUGAAAAAAGAACUUGAACAAGAAGGAGCAGUUCGUGCAAAUCUUUUCAAAAUUCUUCGAUAUUCUAGACCUGAAUGGAGUUUCAUUGCCUUGGCGUUGGUUUGUGCUUUGAUUCAAGGAGCUGUCACACCUGCUUUCUCUUUAUUCUUCUCUCAAAUUAUUGAUGUUUUCUCAAAUCCUGAUCAAAAUCAAAUGAGAUCUGAUGGGCAUUUUUGGGCAUUGAUGUUUUUGGUAUUGGCUGGAGUUCAAGGAACAACAAUGUUAGGACAAUGUUUCUUUUUUGGAGUUGCUUCAGAAAGAUUGACAAUGAGAGUUCGAUCAAAAGUUUAUCGAAAUGUUUUGAGACAAGAUGCCACGUAUUUUGAUAUGCCAAAACAUUCUCCAGGAAGAAUCACAACUCGUUUAGCAACAGAUGCACCAAAUGUUCGAUCAGCUAUUGAUUAUAGACUUGGAAGUGUUUUCAAUGCAAUGGUAUCAGUUAUUGCUGGUUUAGCUAUCGCAUUUUAUUAUGGAUGGCAAAUGGCUUUAGUGACUAUGGCUAUUUUCCCAUUAGUUGCUGUUGGACAAGCAAUUGAAAUCAAGUUUCAUACUGGAAAAGCUACAAAUGAUGCAAAAGAAAUGGAAAACAGUGGAAAAGUUGCGAUGGAAGCAAUUGAAAAUAUUCGAACUGUUCAAGCUUUGACACUCCAACAAAAUCUUUGGCAACAAUUUGCUGAUCAUUUAGAAAAACCACAUCGUUCAAAUCUUGGAAAAUCGAUAAUUCGUGGAAUUCUUUAUGGUUUUGCUCAAUCAAUUAUCUAUUUUAUUUAUGCUGCCGCAUUUAGAUUUGGUCUUUAUUUGAUGUUUGCACCAAAUGUUAUGAUGGAACCAAUCAAAGUUCUUCGAGUAUUGUUUGCAAUUUCUUUCUCGUUUUCAACUGUCGGAUUUGCUGCAUCAUAUUUCCCUGAAUAUAUCAAAGCCACAUUCGCAGCUGGUUUAAUUUUCAAUAUGCUUGAAGAAGAGCCCAGAAUCGAUGGAAUGACAGAAAAUGGCGAAAAACCUAGAAUCACUGGAGAUGUCAAAUUGAACAAGGUGUACUUCAGAUAUCCUGAACGUCCAGCUGUUCCAAUUCUUCAAGGACUAGAUGUUGAUGUUAAACCAGGUCAAACAUUAGCUCUCGUAGGACCCAGUGGAUGUGGAAAGUCUACAGUUAUAUCACUUCUUGAAAGAUUGUAUGAUCCACUUGAAGGGUUUUUGAGUAUUGAUAAUAAUGAUUUGCGUAAAAUGAAUCCAAAACAUCUUCGAAAACAUAUUGCACUCGUAUCUCAAGAACCAAUCCUUUUUGAUACUUCAAUUCGAGAUAACAUUGUUUACGGUUUGGAUGCUUCUGAAUACACUGCAGAAGAUAUUCGCAAGGCUGCAAUUUCUGCAAACAUUGACUCAUUCAUCACAAAUCUACCCGAUGUGAGUUUUGAUAAUGUUCAGCUUAUUAGUUGAUGUGUAAAAAUUUAAAUUUUUACAGGGAUAUGAAACAAGAGUAGGAGAAAAAGGAACACAACUUUCGGGAGGACAAAAACAACGUAUUGCAAUUGCUCGUGCUCUUAUCAGAAAUCCAAAAAUUCUUUUACUCGAUGAAGCAACAAGUGCUUUAGAUACUGAAAAUGAGAAACAUGUUCAAAUUGCUUUGGAUGAAGCUGCCAAAAAUCGUACUUGUAUUGUCGUUGCUCAUAGAUUAUCAACAAUUGUGAAUUCGGAUUGUAUUAUGGUUGUGAAACAAGGAAAAGUUAUUGAAAAAGGAACUCAUGCGGAAUUGAUUGCAUUACGUGGCGCCUAUUAUGACCUCACUAAAAAACAAUCAAUUCAUACAGCUGUUGAAGCCGACGUCGAUUCUGAGAAAUUCUAG